AUGACGCCCCCCGCCCGCUUCGCCGCCUCCCACGCGCUGGCGCCCGCCGCGCCCGCCCGCGACACCGUCGAGCUCUACCUGGACUACUGCUGCCCCUUCUCGCGCCGCCUCUUCCUCGCCUGGCACGACGCCCUUUUCCCCCGCGCGCGCGCCGACUCGCGCUUCCAGAUCGUCUUCAACCACGUCAUCCAGCCCUGGCACCCCGCCUCCCAGUACAUGCACGAGGCCGCCCUCGCCGUCGCCCGCCUCGACCCCGCCGCCUUCCUGCCCUUCUCGCGCGAGCUCUUCCUCCACCAGGACCGCUGGUUCGACACGCGCACCGCCGACAAGUCGCGCCACGCCGUGUACCGCGAGCUCGCGGACUUCGCGCGCGACGCCGCCGGCCUCCCAGCUGACGCCGUCUACGACCUGCUCGCCGUCCGCGGCAACGACGGCAACGCCGUCGUGCGCGACCUCAAGCACUACGUGCGCUACCACCGCCAGAACGGCGUCCACGUGACGCCCUCCGUCGCGGUCAACGGCGUGCUCGCCCCCGCGAUUGACUCUGCCACGCCCCCGGACGCGGCAUGGGAGCAGCUUGUCGCACUCAGUGAAUAG
This is a messenger RNA of Eremothecium gossypii ATCC 10895, 597 nucleotides long. Its product is annotated as DsbA family protein. Bases 1 to 597 code for a protein of 198 amino acids. The transcript has a single exon. The record is from RefSeq and is marked provisional. NCBI's taxonomy places the organism in Eukaryota, Fungi, Ascomycota, Saccharomycetes, Saccharomycetales, Saccharomycetaceae.